This is a messenger RNA of Miscanthus lutarioriparius, 1851 nucleotides long. The record is from the annotation of a GenBank genome assembly. Lineage: Eukaryota; Viridiplantae; Streptophyta; Magnoliopsida; Poales; Poaceae.
AUGGCAGCAUUAUCAGCGAAGACCAUACAAAAUGCAUUCUUGGCACAACACCCACGGACUAGGCAUGGUACAAGAUAUCCCAGUGACUUUUGUUCGCUCAAUACCCGCAGCUCGCAUUCCUUCCAGGAAUGUAGAUUGACAGUGGCUGAUUCUUCAGCCAAAUGGUUAAAUACCACAUCGACACUAUGGACUAGCUUCAACAAACAAGCAGGCAUUAGCUGCAAUGCUGCUCAAGGUGGCACCGUUGCCCCUUCGUCUGAGAAAGUUGAGUUUCUGAAGCUUCAAAAUGGCAGUGAUAUUCGGGGUGUUGCUGUUGCUGGGGUUGAAGGUGAGCCUGUCAACCUCACGGAACCGGUCACUGAAGCUAUAGCUGCAGCUUUUGCUGCAUGGCUGUUAAACAAGAAGAAAGCAGAUGGUUUGAGACGUUUAAGAAUCUCUGUUGGACAUGAUUCACGAAUUUCUGCACAUAAAUUGCAGAAUGCAGUUACUCAUGGAAUCACUUCUGCUGGACAUGAUAUCCUACAGUUUGGAUUGGCUUCAACACCUGCAAUGUUCAACAGUACACUUACAGAAGAUGAGAGAAGUCAUUUACCUGUUGAUGGAGCCAUAAUGAUAACAGCAAGCCAUCUUCCCUACAAUCGGAAUGGUCUCAAGUUUUUUACAAGUGAUGGUGGGCUAAAUAAAACUGAUAUCAAAGAUAUCCUGGAGCGUGCUUCCAAAAUAUAUGAGGAAUCUGCACAUGGUAACCUGAAAGAACAAGGGGAAGCUUCAAGGGGAGUUGUGGCUAAUGUUGACUACAUGUCAAUUUAUGCUUCUGAUCUUGUACAAGCAGUUCGUAAAUCUGCUGGAGACAAAGAAAAACCAUUGGAGGGACUGCAUAUAAUCGUUGAUGCAGGGAAUGGUGCUGGUGGUUUUUUUGUGGAUAAGGUACUCAAACCAUUAGGAGCUGUUACUACUGGAAGUCAAUUCCUUGAGCCUGAUGGUUUGUUUCCCAAUCACAUUCCCAACCCUGAGGACAAAACUGCAAUGAUGUCUAUUACACAAGCAGUUCUUGAUAACAAGGCAGACUUAGGCAUCAUAUUUGAUACUGAUGUCGACAGGUCUGCUGCUGUUGAUUCGAGUGGUCGUGAAUUGAAUCGUAACCGAUUGAUUGCUUUGAUGGCUGCCAUAGUUCUUGAGGAACAUCCAGGAACUACAGUUGUGACAGAUAGUGUGACUUCAGAUGGAUUGACUGUAUUCAUUGAAAAUAAACUUGGAGGGAAGCAUCACCGUUUCAAACGAGGUUACAAGAAUGUAAUAGAUGAGGCUAUUCGUCUGAAUUCUAUUGGUGAGGAGUCACAUUUGGCCAUGGAAACAAGUGGUCAUGGAGCACUGAAAGAGAACCACUGGCUUGAUGAUGGAGCAUACCUUAUGGUCAAACUUCUGAAUAAACUUGCUGCUGCUAGAACAUUGGGUUCAAGUAUUGGUAGUAAAGUUUUGACUGAUUUGGUCGAGGGUCUUGAGGAAGCUGCUGUGACAGCUGAGAUAAGAUUGAAGAUUGAUCAGAAUCAUGCAGAUUUGAAAGGAGGGUCCUUCCGUGACUAUGGAGAAUCAGUCUUGAAACAUUUAGAGAAUGCAAUCAGCAGAGAUCCAAAUCUCCAUAAAGCCCCUAAGAACUAUGAGGGCGUAAGGGUUUCAGGAUAUGGUGGGUGGUUCCUGCUGAGGCUCUCUCUCCAUGACCCUGUUCUUCCCCUAAACAUUGAGGCACCAAGUAACGAUGAUGCGAUUAAACUGGGGCUUGCGGUUCUUGCUGCUGUGAAUGAUUUUUCAGCACUGGAUGUGACGGCACUGAACAAAUUCGUGCAGCAGUGA